AUGGACGACCUCUACGACGAGUUUGGAAACUACAUCGGAGGCGCGGAAGAGAGUGAGGAGGAAGAGCAGCAUGGCGAGGUGCCCGCACGGGCAUAUGCCUAUGAAUCGGAGUCGGAGGAAGGAGAAGAAGCUUCAGCUGCUCCGGACCAGCAAUUGAUGGAAAUAGAUGAACAGGGCCCCUCGAAUGCCGUCGUCCUUCAUGAAGACAAGCAAUAUUAUCCUACCGCGCAACAGGUUUACGGGACUGAGGUUGAAACCUUAGUAGAGGAAGAAGAUGCACAACCAUUAUCCCAACCUAUCAUCGCCCCCGUGCAACAGAAGAAAUUUGCCGUACAGGAAGCAGAUCUACCCCCGGUGUUUUAUUCGCGCGAGUUCAUGACGGAUAUGUUGAAUUUCCCCGACCAAAUACGAAAUAUUGCGCUAGUGGGCCAUUUGCAUCACGGAAAAACCGCCUUCAUGGACACCCUAGUAAUGGAGACGCAUGACAUCGCCGCGAAACUCGAUCGAAGGACAGGAAAAGCAAGGGAUGAACAGCUACGAUACACUGAUGUGCACCUCCUUGAACGGGAAAGGGGCCUUUCUAUAAAAUCGUCGCCAAUGAGCCUGGUAUUACAGGGGACGAAGGGGAAGUCCUACCUGCUCAACAUCUUGGAUACACCCGGCCAUGUCAAUUUUGUCGACGAAGUAGCAGCUUCACUCAGAUUGGUCGAUGGCGUUGUUCUAGUUGUGGAUGUGGUGGAAGGCGUCCAGAUUAACACUGAACAGAUCAUCAAAUACGCUGUCCUCGAAGAUCUUCCUCUCACGCUGGUCGUGAAUAAAAUGGAUCGCCUGAUUCUUGAACUCAAGCUACAUCCAACCGAUGCUUAUUUCAAGCUCAAACAUGUGAUCGAAGAAGUCAACACAGUUAUCGAGAAAACACUACCUGGGCAGGGAGAACGGAGGAGACUGAGUCCCGAGAAGGGCAAUGUGGCAUUUGCGUGCACUGCAAUGAACUGGUGCUUUACCCUUCAAUCAUUUGCGAAGAUGUACGCGGAUACAUACUCUAAGAUCGACAUCUCUGAAUUCGCCAUUCGUCUGUGGGGAGACAUCUUUUAUAGCCCAAAGAGCAGGAAAUUCACAAGAAAAGGGGUAGAAGAGUCUUCGAAACGGUCGUUUGUCCACUUCGUUCUGGAACCCAUUUAUAAAAUAUUCUCCCAUACGAUAAGCGAGAGCCCAGAAGAUCUGAAGGAGACCCUUGCCACGCUUGGAAUCAGCUUAAAGCCCUCACAGCUCAAAUCAGAUGCAAAGGUUCUUUUGAAUUUAGUAUGUGAACAGUUUUUUGGGCCUGUUGGGGGCUUCGUGGAUAUGAUCGUGGAACACAUUCCCUCGCCAUUAGAAGGUGCCCCGAAAUUUCUUGAGAAAUAUUAUACUGGCCCACUCGACACAAAGGUUGCCGCUGGAAUGUCUUCCUGCGACCAAAACGGCCAGCUCGUCGUUCAUGUCACAAAACUAUUUAAUACCGUUGACGCUGCGGGCUUUCACGCGUUUGGGAGAAUUAUGAGUGGCACGGCUCGCCCUGGUCAACAAGUCAGGGUUCUGGGGCAGGAGUAUACGGUUGAUGAUGAAGAAGACAUGCUUGUUGCCACAAUAAUAGACACCUUUAUUGCUGAAUCUCGGUACAAUAUACCUACAAGCGGCGUUCCUGCUGGAAACUGGGUGCUUUUAAGUGGAAUCGACAAUUCAAUUGUCAAAACAGCUACACUAGUCCCGCUCCGCCUGGAGGACGACGAGGAUGCGUAUAUUUUCAAACCAAUCCACCAUAUGACCGAAUCCGUCUUCAAAGUUGCCGUUGAGCCCAUCAAUCCUUCCGAACUUCCUAAGAUGCUAGAAGGCCUCCGAAAAGUCAACAAGAGCUAUCCCCUUAUCUCCACAAAAGUUGAAGAAUCUGGAGAGCACAUUGUUCUUGGAACCGGCGAGCUCUAUAUGGACUGCGUACUCCACGAUCUGCGCCGACUGUAUGCUGAGAUGGAGCUCAAAGUCUCAGAUCCUGUUACGAGGUUUUGUGAAACGGUCGUUGAAACUUCCGCCAUAAUGUGUUAUGCCAUGACACCCAAUAAGAAAAAUAAAAUCACAAUGGUCGCUGAACCUUUGGAUGAUGGCAUCGCUGAGGAUAUAGAAGCUGGCCAUGUCCGUAUCCGAGAUCCAACGAGGAAGGUAGCUAAAUUCUUCGAGGAGAAGUAUGACUGGGAUAAGUUGGCCGCUCGAAGUAUCUGGGCAUUUGGACCUGACGACAUGGGGCCUAAUAUACUCCAGGACGACACUCUACCGUCGCAGGUUGAUAAAAAGCAGCUUGCGACAGUAAGAGACUCUAUCCGCCAAGGAUUUAGCUGGGGUACCCGCGAAGGCCCGCUGUGCGAAGAACCCAUCCGAAAUACCAAAUUCCGCCUCACAGACAUUUCACUCGCUGACCAAGCCAUUUUCCGAGGCGGAGGUCAAAUCAUCCCGACCGCCCGACGCGCCAUUUAUUCCUCUUUCCUCAUGGCGUCCCCCCGCCUCAUGGAACCAAUAUAUACCUGCUCCAUGAUCGGUCCGGCUGACUCGGUUGCGUCCAUUUACACUGUGCUCUCACGGCGGCGAGGUCAUGUCCUCACCGAUGGACCUAUCGCCGGCACGCCGCUGUAUUCAGUCCGCGGGUUAAUACCUGUGAUCGACUCGUUUGGCUUUGAGACAGAUCUUAGAAUACACACACAAGGUCAGGCAACGGUAUCAUUAGUGUUUGACAAGUGGAGCGUCGUUCCUGGUGAUCCGUUGGAUAGGGAGGUGAAGUUGCGGCCUCUAGAGAUGGCCAGCGCCAUGGCGACGGCGAGGGAUUUCGUUCUCAAAACAAGAAGACGGAAAGGGUUGGCAGAGGACGUUACUGUGAGUAAAUUCUUAGAACCGGAGCUGUGGAAGGGAUUGAAGGAGAGCGGAAUUCUUGGAGAAGGGUAG
Molecule: messenger RNA, 2967 nt
Organism: Uncinocarpus reesii 1704
Lineage: Eukaryota; Fungi; Ascomycota; Eurotiomycetes; Onygenales; Onygenaceae
Product: 116 kDa U5 small nuclear ribonucleoprotein component (U5 snRNP-specific protein)
Exons: 4
Coding region: 1-2967 (988 amino acids)
Biological process (GO): mRNA splicing, via spliceosome
Cellular component (GO): cytosol; U4/U6 x U5 tri-snRNP complex; U2-type catalytic step 2 spliceosome
Molecular function (GO): translation elongation factor activity; U5 snRNA binding; GTP binding
Source: RefSeq, a predicted model, not a curated record